Molecule: messenger RNA, 9672 nt
Organism: Cygnus olor (mute swan)
Lineage: Eukaryota; Metazoa; Chordata; Aves; Anseriformes; Anatidae
Gene: PPP1R26
Product: protein phosphatase 1 regulatory subunit 26
Exons: 4
Coding region: 3540-7640 (1366 amino acids)
Biological process (GO): negative regulation of phosphatase activity
Molecular function (GO): protein phosphatase inhibitor activity
Source: RefSeq, a predicted model, not a curated record
UACUCCAUCUGAUGCGCCGCCUGCGGUCAGACUGAAGGGGCUGAACCAAGGGGGGGACGCAGGAGCGGGGCCAGCACCACUGCCCUGGGAUGUGCUCGCAGCACAAUCAAAUUCAUGCAAGAGGGAAGCAGGUGCUCAAGCCCCACCUGAGCCCUGUUUUGAACCAGAGAGAAGCAGCCCACUCAAUUUAUUUAAAGCCAAUGCUUGCACUGCUUUUUUUUUUUUUUGCCAGAAGUUUUGGACCUCCUGAAGCUCGGUGUAGCCUCCUGAUAUGUGGACCCCAAAUACUGGCUGAGCUCAAGGUUCAGACCAUGCUCACUCCACAUCCUUUCCCCCACUUUGCUUCCACCAAAAACUUAAAGGUCCCGGCAGGAUUUUACUAUUAAAUUGGUUUUAAAUUGGAUUGGUUUCGCCCCGAAACUCAACGGCACGCUUGGUGAGUUCACAACUGCCACCAGCAGAGGAAAAGGUUUGAAGAACCUGAGGCUAUCGAUUUCCCCCACGUCCUAGACGUGGCUGUGCCCUUGGCUGGCAUCGGAUGUGACUCACAUCCCAGCGAAACAGCAGCUCAGCAAUCCCUAGUGUUCGAACACGGCUCCACGUGAGGACUGUAAUUGGCCUUGAAGCCACAGGUUUCCCGACAACAGGAACAUCUGCGAGCCUUGAUAACCCACAGCAGCUUUCGCCUCUAAUGUGUCCGGAGCCACCUAUAAUGAGAGCCUGUUCCUACCCCCUGCAAUAAACUGCAAAUGGGAUGAGCAGAUCCUGAGGUCAGGGAAGAUGUUUCAUUUUGAAAACAUGAACGUUUCCCUGCCAUCCCAGCCGUCCUAACAAGGGGUCCAAUUAGCGUUUGUGACUUUGUCAUCCAUCCACCAGGGACGUGUGGAUGGGGACCACUGCUCUCAUUUCCACAAAGAUCAUGGAUCAGGAAGACAAAUCAUCCCUAAUGGGACCUCGGGGAGAGGCUCCGUUUUUAUUUCAAGUGAAAGGAUGCACAUGGAGGCCAACUUGUUCUGCAGGGCCAUAAAAUGCCACCGCCGCCAGUGACAGCAGUGCUCGACAGCAGUGCUCUCCAGCAGCAGCCAGCCUCCCUCCCCUCCGAGCAACUGCAUGUGCACAAGCACAUUUAUCAGGCUUCUGGCCAUAGCUUUGACUUUAAUUUUAUUUUUAAAGUGCAUUCACAUGCAAAUUGACUUGGCCUGGGAGGAUACAUGAAUACAAGAGCCCUUUCUUUCCUUUGGAGUGGCAUUAGGAGGAACACGGUGAAAAGAGCAAAGUUUCCUCACCUCCAGGCUGCAAUUCUGCAGCUAAGGAAAAGCAUGUUCAUUGUUUUCUUCUGCACACAGAUGCUGGCUGUGCUGUUUUCAGCAGUUUCGUUCAAGCGAGCCAUUUCAGAAUAUAAAAGCUUAGUGCAUAUCCAGGAAAAAAAAAAAAAAACAGCUGUUUUAUUUAUUGUAAGAGCAGGAGAUAAAUUAAGAUAACUGUGCAUGACCGUUUGAAACGUGGUCCUGUCCCAUGUCCUGAAUAAAAGCAGGAUCAGACCUGGUCUGGUAGGUAAGGGACUCCUGGGGGGGGAAAAAAAGAAAAGGAAAAAAAAAGAUUAGCAUGUGAGAUUGGAGUCUAGGAAAGAGCACAAUUCCUUCUGCCUCAGGCUGAAAAUCUGCAUGCUCCCCAAAAGAAGCACCUUUAGGGUGAAAGCAGACAGAAAACCUUCCACAGCACGUGGCAUACGCCAGCCCCACAUCUUGUGAUGUAUUGCUGCAGAUUGAGCACAAAAACAUCAAAAAAGCCUUGCAGCAAAGAGCUGCAGCAUCCAGCACCUGCCCUGCACCUGUGCCAGGGACAGGGCAGGCUCAGCCUGGGAGCAACACCAGCUCCAGCAACACCUCUUUCUGCAAGGACAUAAUGGAUUCACCUUGGAGCCGAGCUAAACUCUCGCUGAUGUGUAACACCACAUCAGGAAACUGUCCCCUAACUCCGAGUUAAACUUCUCCUGAGUUGCAGGGCUGCGAUGUGCUGUCAAAGCUGCAGCAGAAGUGGCAGUGUCAGUCACUGUGCUAAUGCAAAGAGCCUAGAGCUUUGAAUGGAGUGACACGGAAAAUGAUUGUGUGAUACACCUACGAAGGGCAACGGGCCCUGACAUCCACCACAUUCUUGUGCAUUGGGAAUAAUUCCUUUUACCUCGGAGGAGCCCAGCGGGAUGGGAGCACAGUGUCUAGUCUGCACGGCCACAAGCUGCCACCCUCUUCGUUCUGGGACCCUUUGUACCUGCUGUUCCCCACUGCUGUUCGCUUGAUGUUUCAUCACCUGAGCAUUUUCCCUGUGAUUUCAGCAACACCCAGCCAAAAGAUGCCAGCUUCACCUGUACUAUCAAAGGUAUUCAAGCACCAUGACUAUAAAAUGCACUGGCAAAAUGAAAACAGGCAGCGCCUGGGGUUAAGGUGCCAACUUUAUUAUUUAACAGAAAAUAAGAAUGGAAGUGCUUGUGAAGACGUAGAAACCAAGAGCUAUGAGUGAUCCUGCAGUUUUUAGUGAAGGAGCAGGUUGAAAUGGGUGUCCCAUAAGGGAGGAUUCUGGUGCUUUGGGAUCUGUAAUGCCGUCGGCAUGGACAUGGCUCUGCAGGGAGGGAACAGUCAUGGGUGGGUCAGGACGGCCGUAACCCCAGAAAGCACAGGGGUUUUCCAGGGGGUAACCUGUACUUGUAGCAGAAAGUUUCUGGAAAGAAAAUAAACAAAUAAAACAGGCUUUGGCUCUUAUAACCGGUUUGAGCAUUGCAUCCCAAACUUUAGGUUUGGGACAGCAAGUGGCAUGCUUUGCUGAUGUUUUAAGUCUUUCCUCCCUCUGUCGGCUCCCUUCGCGCCCCGAAGGAAGCGCUGCGAGUUCUCCUCGUCCUGCGGGCAGCACUUUGCAGCCCAUGGCGACACACACCCCACACGCGUGUUUUCAUCCCCGGGGACCCCACCACGCGUGUUUUCAGCUCACUGGACGAGGUACGAGGCCCACACCUCGCCCUGACCCCACCGCGGUGCUUCAGCAGGCCCCGGCCCCACCGGGACCGGCCGCCCCCUUCUCCUCCUCCCCCCGCAGCAGACCCAUGACGAGGGCUCCAGCCUCUUUCCUGCGGGCCCGGCCGUGCCUCCCUUUGUGCCCCGGCGGCGGGGCCGCCCCGACCCGGUGCUGCCCGGUGCUGCCCGGCCCGGUCCCCGCCGUCCCCUCAGCGAGGACCGGCGGCCUCCGAGGGCCCGGUCCGGCCGCCCCCGCCUCCCCGGCGGAGCCCUGCGGCGCAUGCCUCCCUCUCCCCGGGGGCAGGGAAGGAAGCGCCGCCCGCCCCUGCACCAAGCGCGGCGGGCAGCGGCCGCUCGGAGCUCGGGAACGGGGCGCAACGGAGCGGCUGCGACCGGCCCGGGGAAGCCGCCGGGACGCCGCUGCCUGUCCCCCACCCCCGUCCCCGCCUCGGUCACACCCGCGGCGGCAGCAGGAUGGAAAAGAGACCAGUCUGAAAAACGCCUCCUUCGUGGACUUUGCUGUUGCCUGCUAGAAUGUUCCUUAUGAAUGCUUCUCCCUUGGUAGCUCUUCAAACACAAUGGGAGUCCUUUGGGCCAGCAAGGAAUUGUAGAUACCCUGUUUGCUUCUCUGAAUCCGAAGGGAACGUCACUAGAACCUCUGUAAGCGCGAAAGUUCAGAUGAUCAUAAACGGCCUGCAAAGUCAAGAGUCUCCCCUGGGUAUGAACAAUGAGUAUGAUUGUAUUAUGCAGAAGAAACAAAAGGGAGAAAAGGGCACCGGUAAUAGGGUCGCAUCCAGCACCACUUUGCUGCGGAAGCAUCCUAAAUAUACCGAGCGUGGUUGUCCUGCUGGUUCAGACGACACUGAAGUGGAAGUGAAUGUGGGAUUUGAGACUCUCUUGCUCGAUUCUGAUAGUGACGACUCUGUUGACCGAGGUAUAGAAGAAGCCAUUCAAGAGUACUUGAAAGCAAAAAGCAAAAGUGACCAGUCGUUACAGAGGAAUGCAGAGUGCUCUGAAAAUAUAAGCAGAGACAAAAGGUUUAAGAGACAGUUCUCCCAGAACAAAAUGUCUAGUGACCUGCUACCUGUGAAAUUUAAAGCAGAGAUGCUCUCUGAAGAGUACCUUUCUGACCAGCUGGGACUUGGUAAAAGGCUACAGCCUGCUUCCCCUCAAAGCAUCAGCAGUGAUGAUUCCUUUGAACAAAGCAUACAAGCUGAAAUAGUGCAGUUCUUGAAUGAGAAAAAGCAGCAAGAAAUUAGCAAGUGUGUAAUCGGGGAGGAUAAAAAAGAUUCCCAGGUGAGGUCUGUCCUAAAAAGCAACAAACAACCGACAAACAAAACAAAUUGUGGUGCUAUGAAGCAAGAUUGUAACGCGCUCCUCUUGAGACACCAUCCCAAGCUACGGAAAACCAGCACGCAGUCCAAGUGUCUGAAGGCUAAAAUCCAGGAAGAGCCCGGUGAUUUCAACCGAGUGAACCGAGCGUACCUAGAAAUGGCCACUGCCAGCCAGCCCUGGUUAAUGCAGCAAAAUAAAGAAAGUGGAGCUCAUUACUGGGAAACUAGGGGAGCGCUUCUGAAUGAGAGCAUGCACGCCUCUGACUCGAGUAGCGAUGAUGGUAUUGAAGAAGCCAUUCAGCUUUACCAGCUAGAGAAGAUCAGGAAGGAGGCAGGUCACCCAACGGGCUCUGUCCUUUUGCAAAGGGAGCAAUUUGACGCAAAGGGGAUAGCCGACAUUUCUGCAAGCCUGACAAUUAGCUCAGCAAAAAGUGCCUCACCAGAACUCCAUAAGAACCCUAUCAGCAACAAAAGAAAAGAGAUUAAUUCGAAGUCAACAGAAUUAGAAAGCACCAGCAAUGAAUUUAACAAGCUGUUUAAACCACUGAAAAAAGCCAGACACUUUGUACCUCCGGAAAACAAGAUUGCUGCUUGUGAGCUCACACUGCAGGCCUCUUGCAGGGCAGACACAUCUGCAGAACUCAUGUGUGCAGAAGCUAUCCUUGAUAUUUCCAAAACAAUCAUGCCAUCCCAAAUGGGAAGUGACAACAGAUCGCUCACUACGGACUCCUUCUUUUCUCCCCAGAUUCUCUCAUCCUCCCAGUGUGAAAGUGACAACAGCCUCGUGGACAGUGAUGAUAGCAUAGAGCAAGAAAUCAGGGCUUUUUUGGCUCUGAAAGCUCAGUCGGAAAGCCUCGUAACAAAGCCUUCCAGCCUGUCACACUCGAUCCAGAUGCCUUUGCCAUCUGAUCAAAACAGCCUCACUGGUACUCUCGAGCCUUCUCUUCCCAAAACACUGAAGCUAUCACUGAGUCGUAAAAGGAGACUUAAAAGGGAAGGCAGAAUAGUGAAACAAGAUGCAUCAAAAGCACCUGAACUGCUGGGGACGGGAUUUUUCCAGCCGGAUACCUAUUCAAAAUCUCCUCUGCUCCACGAGGGGUGUGCCCCGAGCAGCCCUGAAGAACUCUGUGAUGCCCGGAGGCUCGACAGCAAUGAGACUACCCAGCAGCAGCUGAUCUCUUCUGAGCUGUGCGCAUCUGCUGACAAAUACGUGGCCUUGGAUUCUGUAAAUCCUUUUUUGCAGGUUCAGAGCGGUGCGAGAAAGCUUAUGAAAAAUACCACCCAAACUCAAGAGAGAGACGGUUCAGCUGAUGAGAGCAGUUCUCUGGAUAGUGAUGAGGACCUUGAUAGUGCCAUCAAGGACCUUUUACGGUCUAAAAGAAAAUUAAAGAAGAAGUCUAAGGAGCAGAAAUCUCAAUGCAAGAAGAGAGUUAGGUUUACCGAGACAGACGCUCAGCUGCUGGAUGAAUUUAGUAGCCUCCAACAAAAUGAGUGGAAAUGUAAAAAUCCUGUGCUACUGAAAAGUUGCCUGUCAAAAUCUAGAAAAGCUGUGAAAGAGAAUGCAAUCAGAAAUCCUCCAGACAACAUAAAUGUCAAAGUUUCAAAUGAAAGGCCAGAAACCGUUAAGAACUUAGAGUUUGAUUUACAGCUUAAAAAAGGAUAUAAACCCGAACCAAUUUCAAACCAGAAUAACCUGCGGGUAGCUAAGAAUAAAAAAUGUACUUUCACAGCUGCAUCAGACGCUGAUGAUAGCAGUUCAGUGGAUAGCGACGACAGCAUUGAACAAGAAAUCAGGAAGUUUUUGGCAGAAAAAGCUAAAGACUCUGCAAGCAAUUCAGAGAUGCAGAGAGAUGAUGCAACUCUAGACCUAUUGAGGGUGACCAAACAAACUGCUAAUAAAGGAAAAGCAAAGCAACAGCCAGUUGAAAAUGAGGUUGGCCUCUUGCUGGGCCAGAGUAAAAAGACUAAGGUGUCCCAGCAAGCCAACGAGUUGAAGAACUCUCAGAGAACGGAAGGGAAAAGUGCAAUGUUACUUGACAGUGAGAAAGCUGCUCCCUCGGUGGAGAACGUUUAUCUUCAUACUACUGGUCAGUCAAAAGCUAAACAAGGAAUGGGGGGGGUUAAAGGUGGUGCUGCUGGUGAGUUACCUGGAAACGCAACAGGUAAAAAGGACAUCCCUAACAAAGAACCUGUGCAGAAAACACUUCCAGCUAAAAACAGCAAAAAUGAAGGUUGUAAAGUACGAAAAGUGGCUAAUGCGAAAUCUCGAUCUAAAAGAAAGAACACCUUUCACUUAAAAAUUUCGAGUAAAUUUAUCGCGGGUCUCAAGUACGCUCGGGAAAGGAAGAAAUCCAUGCUUUUGAUGAAAAAGCAAAAAGCAGAGCAGGCGCUCAGCCAGAGCAGUGCAUUAGGAAUGGAGGUAGAUUCCCAGGAUACGGACGUACUUAAGCAGGGAAGAGAAGCCUCCCAGCCAAAAGGUGAAUUUAGCGGGGAGAAUAAGGCAGCAAUAAAAGAAUCCAGUUCUUCUCAGAAGCUCGCUGUGGGAGCGUCAGGUCCCCAUGUAGCAGAAAGCUGUGAAAGACUGGGGGCUGCUCCUUUGUAUAUCACAGAGGAAGCUGAGGGUUGCCAAAAGGCUGCCACUGCAGGAGACCACUCAGAUUCACAAUCGAGUCUCCCCUCGCAGGAACGGAGCGUGGCAGCAGUAACAGCAGAUAAGGCUUGCAGAGGAACAUCCAAAGCUGAGAACAGAGAGAUAUGUAUGAAGGAAGGAGAUAUCCACAAAGACAGCUGGGCAGGUUUGAAUUUAGGUCCCCCUCUCCCACAACACGCUAUGGCAGCAGUAAAAGCUGAUAAAGUUAGUGGAGAGACGUGUCAGGAGAGUAUACGUGUGUGCAGUAAUGGAGAGAAUAACCAGCAGGACAGCGUGUCAGACCCAAGUUCAGGUUGCCCGCUGCAGGAACUAACUGUAACAACAGUAACAGCGGAUAAAACUAGUCGAGGAGCAUGCGUGGAUAACAGUGUGCACGCGUGCGUUAAGAAGGAAGAAGUUCUCCACCAGGACAGUGACAGGCAGGAAGAAUUUCAGGUAUCCAGAUCCAGAUUGGAAGGAAAGCUGCCCGCCCUGCAGAAUAGGGAAGCUGAUUGUGAACUGGACCAAGGGCAGGAAGUUCUAGACAAAAGCUGUGCAAAAUUUACUGACGUACCCGCAGGGGACUGCCCAGAUUCCCUCUUGAAAAUAAAGGUUUCAGAUAUGAGAAGAAAGGGAAGUUAUGAGAAACCCGAGGCAUUGUCUAGAGUCUAGCAGAGGAAUAGCAGUGAGUGCUAGAGGGUUGCUUAUUUAUUUUCAUGUGUUAAAUGUUAAAAAAGUUAACUUUUCAGGUCCAUUUCUAUGCUCAGUAUGUUUACUUGUUCAAAUCUGUGGGUGUUUUUUCAGCUAUUGUCUUUGAGAUACCCAAAUUAAUUGCAGUGUAUGACUGGGAUUGUUUGGUAGCCUUGAUUAAAAUCUUGCUGGUGGAUUCUUUGAAUCUUUGAAUGUUAAAAAAAAAAAAAAAAAAAAAAAAAAAAGUACAGGCUCGGUGACAUGCUGUUUGGUUUUGAACUUCAUGUUCUUGGACUUCUGAUUUUUACUUAGUCACUUUAACUAAACAAAUAGUUUACCUUACCCUUACCUAACAAAUGUAUUUAAAUUUAUCAUCUUGUCAUGCUUCCUAAAUGGUUAAUAAGACUAUAUAAAAAUGACACAAAUAUUUAUAACAAAUGAAGAAUAUCUUUGCUGUGGUACCAGCACAUAUUAUACUGUUGUUUUUUUUUGGCUAUCAGCUGGAAUAGUAUUAUGCUUCUUUUUUAUAUAUACUAUCACUAUGUUUAACUGGUAAGGUCAGAGAUUCUCAUCCAUAAAGAGGCUAGUUUCUCUUCAAAAGUAGUUUUUAAGUAAAAUAUGAUACGGUGUUCCUUUUAGUGCAGGUACUGGAUAAAUGAUGCAGUUUCUCCGUCUAUGUAACUACAGUUGUUGCAAGAAAACUUAGGAAAGUGUUUUUUUUUCCUCUGGAUUAGUUGUCUUUUUCUCAAUAAUUUCUUAAGGCGUUGUAGUUUUGACAGAUAAGAAAGAUGAACAUGCUGUCUGCGAGAAACCAUUGAACAUCCAAAGGCUUAAUACAUACCUCUGGAAAACAUGCAUUUUGGUUAUUCAUUAAAUAGUACAGAAAUGGUUUUUAAAAAAUCUUAUUUAUUAAUGAUUUAUGAUAUAUGAGCCCAGAGUUUAAAGGAUUAAAGAGUUUAUUAAAGAAUUAAUUUAAAGAGUUAGAGAGAAAAGGUUAAGGGAAUGUAUUUUUUGUAAUGUAUGUCAUUCUACUAUUUCUAAGUAUAUGCUGCCUAUAAAUUAAAUAGAAUGUUUCAUGAGCUAUUUAAAUGUCAUUUAAUCACAUUCAGUAUUUAUAAACUAAGGUAUUAUUUCUAGUAAAAUUCAUUCCAUAAGUUAGUGAUUUUCAUCUCGCACCAAAGUUGCUGCAUGUGUUUUUCCGACCCAACUACUGAAUUCAGCUUUGAUAACAUGGAUUUAACUUUCUUUUCGCCCACAGCUAAAUUUGUGGCCUGAACUAGUUAGGAGUCCUAUUUAAAAAAAUACAUACAAGAGUUUGGAGUUGGGGGGAUCACUUCUAGAAAUGUACUGCUACCUUUAACCUGUUAAUUUUGUAGCUAUUUUGUCAUGUUGUAAUAGCAAGCCUUAUGUUACUAAGCUUUUAUUCCUAUGUUCUGGAGAAAAAAAUCUCAUUAAAUUCUAACUUAUGUGUUUAAUAGUGUGAACAUGUGUGUUAAUCUGUUGCUGCUUAUUGUGCCAUAUGAUUUUUUUUGACAGUUUAUAGUGUUUUACUGCCCUUGGGGACAACAACUACAAUUUUCAGCAUUGCUUAAGUGCUGUAUAUUCCUCGCAGCAGACACAAUGCUAAUGCCAUGGAAGCCAGUGAUCAGAGAGAAGUAAUUGUCCCUUCCCUGCUUAUCUUAGCAGAGAAUCAAUAUUGGGUGAGCAACAAAGCCCAUCUAAGAAUAAUAGCUGCGUGGCGGAGCAGCAUGGCCUGGGACACCUGGUAGCAGCCACAGCAUUCCUGUAUACUCACGGGCGUUCAGAACAACAUUAUUUUCCUGCAUGUGUUUCUUUAUUAAGACAACAGCUCCGAAACAGCAGAUUAAGUUUAGGACUCUCUCAACACUGUGGUUGUCAUACCGGGUUGCUUACCCACUUAAUUCCCUGCGCACAGCCUACGUUUCUGCUGUGACAACAGAUUUAAGGUAAGGUCAGUGCUGUUCUUUGCCUGCUUAUUUUUUGUAGGGGAUGU